Messenger RNA from Sphenostylis stenocarpa, 810 nucleotides. The record is from the annotation of a GenBank genome assembly. NCBI's taxonomy places the organism in Eukaryota, Viridiplantae, Streptophyta, Magnoliopsida, Fabales, Fabaceae.
AUGGAAGGUGGAGGAAGAGAAGGCUAUAAUGGAGUGGUGAUGACUAUGACACGAGACCCGAAACCAAGACUAAGGUGGACAGCAGAUCUUCAUGAUCGCUUUGUAGAUGCAGUCACAAAGCUUGGUGGCCCCGAUAAAGCGACUCCCAAGUCUGUUCUGAGGCUAAUGGGGUUGAAAGGUCUGACAUUAUAUCAUUUGAAGAGCCAUUUACAGAAGUAUAGACUUGGACAGCAGGCUAGAAAACAAAAUGAGGAACUAAACAAAGAGAAUAGUAGAUGUUCGUUUGUAAAUUUUAGCAAUCGUUCUUCGGGGCCUAACACCAGUUACAGAGAUGAUAAUGAAGGGGGAGAAAUCCCAAUAGCAGAAGCACUGAGGCAUCAGAUUGAAGUUCAAAAGAGAUUGGAGGAGCAGCUAGAGGUACAGAAGAAGUUGCAGAUGAGAAUAGAGGCUCAAGGGAAGUAUUUGCAAGCAGUGUUAGAGAAAGCUCAGAGAACCCUCUCCUCGGAUGGAUCAGUAAGUCUUGAAGCAUCAAGAGCUCAGUUGACUGAAUUCAACUCUGCUUUGUCAAAUUUCAUGGAAAAUAUGAAUAAAGAUUGCAAAGAAAACAUAAUAGAAGUGAAUGAAUUUUAUAGUAAGAACCAUGGCUCAGCUUGCCAUUAUGAGGAAGUAAGGAGAGAACAACAUAGGGAUCAAAAGCCCAAGAUUGAAGGGGAUUCAAUACAGCUUGACUUAAACAUCAAGGGUAGCAAUGACCAUGUAUCUGCAGGUGGGGCUGAAAUGGAAGCCAAUAUGAUUUCAUAUAGGGUGUAA